Molecule: messenger RNA, 990 nt
Organism: Puma concolor (puma)
Lineage: Eukaryota; Metazoa; Chordata; Mammalia; Carnivora; Felidae
Gene: CB2H6orf163
Product: chromosome B2 C6orf163 homolog
Source: RefSeq, a predicted model, not a curated record
AUGAUCCGAAAUCCGAAUUACACGAAUUUUGUUUGCUGUGCUGUUUGUAAUAAAAUAAUUCCACCAGCCCCUUUGGGGGAAACCUUCAAACGGAUCCAUGAAUACAAGCCAUUUAAGACACGCUUUUACACUCACAAAGAUAUACUGGAUAUUGGGGCAGAUAUUCUGAAUAAAGAAGAGCAAUUCCAAGAGGAAAUACUCAAAGAACGCAUUGCAAAAGCAGAAGCUGAUGUGUGGGUGCAGGCUGAUAAACGCCAAAAACAAGCAAUCGAGAAGGCACUUGAAGAAGCAAAUGACAAACACAAAAUGAAUAUUCAGAUUCUGGAAGAAGAACAUCAAAAAGACUUACAGGAAAUGGCAGCUAAAACCAAGAUAGAGAUGCACCAAAACAUGGAAGAUGAACUGCAGAGAGAACACCUGGCUGCAGAACAGCGCAUGGUGCAUAGAAUCCAAAGGAUUAUGAUGGAGUGCCACAGGGAGAAGGUCCAGGCUGUGGAGAAGGCCAGGGCUGAAGAGAGACAGAUGGCCCAGGAGGCAAUCCAGGCCCAGAAAAGAAUGGCCAUGGAGGAACUUUUGAAUACUGGUAUAACAGCUAUGAAGGAUCAAAAGAAGAACGUGAGCCAACUGAUAAAAGAAAAAGAACAUGAAAUGAACGUCUACUAUUGUAUGGCUCAGAGGCAGAAGCAAGAAGAGGUUCAGGAAGUGCUCCAAGAGGCAGAGAAGACACAUGAGGCCACACUUGGAAAUGUGAUGGAUAAGCUGGUUAACACCCAGGGGGAGCUGCUGUCCAUAGUGAAACAACUAGGCAUCAUGACAAAUUGGAAGGAUUUCCUGGAGGAGGAAUUGCAGGAAACAAGGGCAGCAUUUCAAAAAUACAUCAAUUAUACAUUUCCUAAGCUUUCACCAGGGCAUGCAGAUUUUCUUCUGCCAGAAAGAAAGAAAACACCUUCCAAUCUUAUUAUUGAGGAGAAUGAAACAACUCUUGAUUAG